CCUGUCUAAAAACUGCAAAAAAAUAAAAAUUUAAAAAAAAAAUCAAUUUUUGGACUAUACACAGGAGUAUCUGACCCAGGUCCACUUAACCUAAGAACUGUCCCAGAUAGUGAGAAAGGCCAUGUCUAUCAUAUAGCAAUAUGGCAAAUAACCUCUCAGUCAUUCUAACAUUUAUUCGGUGCCUACUAAGUGCCAGGCACGGUACCUACUUCAAUGUAGCAGGGAGAGGCACACACAGAAGAAAGAAGCACAGAGUAUCAGGACUACAGUACUAGUACCAAGAACCUGUGCCAUGGAGGCACAAAGGAAAAAGUGGCUCCCUAAUGAGAGUGAAGGACAUGAAUGAGUGCACUCAGCACACCACCACUAGUACUUCCUCCCCUCCUUACUAUAGCCUGAGGCCCCCUGCCUAUCCUCAGCAAAACCAAACUCCAAGAAGCCUAUGUAAAUUAGGUCUGAGAUUUUCCCAGGAACCUAGAGUGAGGAUAACUAACCUGAAGUCAUGGCCUGGUAUUUUUCCUGAUAUUUGGAGGACUUGCAAAAGACGGAUGUCCAAAACAAUCCUGCACAAUCUCAGAGGAUUGUGCAAACUGUCCUGCACAAUCCUGCAAAUCUUGCAGAGAUUGUUGACGGACAGUUAGAAGUCAGAAGUUCUAAUCUUACUUUCAAGUUUCAUUCUUAUUUUAAAAACUAUUUCUUAUUUGUUAAAUCAAUAGUCAAGAGCCUCUAUUCCACACAAGUAAUUACAUGGGCAGGUUAAGUACCCAGCCAUUUGCAAAUAUAGUAUAUAUAGUUAAGAAAACCUAGCAUGUGAGUGAAUUAAGAAUAAAAAAUUAUGUUCUUAAAUAUUUGCAAAUCCAGACUUCGGUUCCAGUGACCUCGGCCUGCAAUGCCCCCCGUUUCGCCCUGGGCUCACGUCGCGAUCCCGGCUUGAGAGGCCUGGGGUGGGGGUCCUGGAAGUUUUAACCUAGCUGUUCUCGAGGCGGAUUAAUUAGCCCAAGGAACAUUAUAUUCAUUUUUCUGGAUAUGCCACAGAAGGAUCCGUGCCAGAAACAAGCCUGUGAAAUACAGAAAUGUUUACAAGCCAAUAACUACAUGGAAUCCAAGUGUCAGGCUGUCAUCCAAGAACUGCGUAAGUGUUGUGCUCAGUAUGCCAAGGGAAGAUCACUCGUCUGUUCAGGAUUUGAAAAAGAAGAGGAAGAAAACCUGACACUGAAGUCUGCAUCAAAGUAAAGUUCUGCUGAGAAGUUAAAUGCUGCUCCAUGUUUCCACCAAGCGAGUUUUAUUUAUCUUCUCGACUUGUUCAGGCCAGGUAGCAGCAAAUGACAAAUGAAAAAUGCAACUAUUAAAGUUAACAAAUAUGCCAUCUAUGCAGAACAGGCAAAAUAAUAUAAAUAUAUUAAAGACAAAUAUGUAGAAUGUAAUAAAACUGAGCUGCUAAAAUAAAC
This is a messenger RNA of Nycticebus coucang (slow loris), 1448 nucleotides long. Its product is annotated as cx9C motif-containing protein 4. The transcript has a single exon. The record is from RefSeq and is a predicted model, not a curated record. Gene Ontology annotation, cellular component: mitochondrial intermembrane space. The coding region runs from base 1027 to 1233 and encodes 68 amino acids. Lineage: Eukaryota; Metazoa; Chordata; Mammalia; Primates; Lorisidae.